ACGUUUGAUUACAUUAAGCGUGAGCUGCCGCGCGUUCCUGGAGAUCUGCCGGUCCUUAUUGUGGCGAACCAUCGAGACAUGGGUCAUCAUCGCACCUUAACUGCAAGUGAAGUUAAGGCUUUUCUUGCCUCUGAAGCAGACGCCUCCAGAGAUUCUCCGUAA
Messenger RNA from Protopolystoma xenopodis, 162 nucleotides. Lineage: Eukaryota; Metazoa; Platyhelminthes; Monogenea; Polystomatidea; Polystomatidae. The record is from the annotation of a GenBank genome assembly.